This is a messenger RNA of Westerdykella ornata, 2230 nucleotides long. RefSeq lists its product as uncharacterized. The transcript has 2 exons. Gene Ontology annotation, biological process: regulation of DNA-templated transcription. Gene Ontology annotation, molecular function: DNA-binding transcription factor activity, RNA polymerase II-specific; zinc ion binding. The record is from RefSeq and is a predicted model, not a curated record. NCBI's taxonomy places the organism in Eukaryota, Fungi, Ascomycota, Dothideomycetes, Pleosporales, Sporormiaceae. Bases 129 to 2174 code for a protein of 681 amino acids.
AACUGCCCCAUCUCCCGCCGAUCGCGGUCCACCACCGUCCUCAACAUCCGAACAUAUAACCACGCUUCCGUGUCGCUACCCGCGCCCACGCUCACAACGCGCUCGUGCCGGCUUCCUCUACCUCUUCCAUGGCCAUGGCCGACUCCCAGGCCCAGCAGAUGGGCGCGCCACUCCACCAGUCGCCGCCCGCACAGCAUCAACAGCAGCAGCACCCUCCACCACCGCAGCCACCACAACAGCACUCCACAAGCGAUCUGAAGCGCAAACGGAGCCCGUCGCACGACAGUAUGCACGUCGCCGCUGCCCCGCUCCCCAAAGCUGCAAAGACGCACAACCACCUGCAGAUUAAUUAUCUAGCCCGUCAAUGCGAAAAGGACCUCCCAUUAAUCACUGGCGACGAUACUCUUCCGAACAUCCUCUCCCUCCUCAACGAGUACCAAGGCGUGCUCGACCGCCAUGAGUCCAUGGCCUGCAACCUGGGUGCCCGCCCGCUGGGCCCCAUGCUCGUCAAGCGCUUCGAGCGCCUCUUUGACGGCCCUCCCCGAGUCCUGAAGAGUCAUGGUAAGGACGGCACGACGGUGACAUGGCUGGACGUCGUCGAGUUUGCGCGCAACAAGCCCGAGCAGUUCCAGCUGGGUCAGAUGAGCGAAGGGGUCCGCGUGUGCCAGUUCUACACCAAGCAGUGCCGGGUGCAGAUUUCCGAGGAGGACUUUGUGCUCAUUAGCUCGGGGAUUCCGCAGAAAAUGAUUCCGCCGCAGCCGAUUAUGGAGGACGAGGAGAAGGAGCUGGGGACGUUGGAGAUUUUGGAGAGGAAUCUGGUGCAGGUUGCCAAUCUGGCGGAUCAAGUCGCUGCGAGGACAAGACAACUCAAUCAUAGACUGAAAGGGAGGAGACAAGCGAUCCUAGACAGACGGGCGUCGGCCAGCCCUGCACCCCCUAUGCGUGCCUCGAGCCCCUCGAAUGUUGCGCUGAUGAACGGCGCCUCCUCCACUGCUCCUCCGGGAGUCCCCAGCAUGACACCAUCCUCGCAGUCUUCUCCAGGUGGUUUUGUGGCGAUCAAUGCUCGCCAACAUGCGGACCAGAAUGGAAACGGCACUUCUCAGAAUAUGCGCCAUGAUCUGCUAACCAAGUUCCAUACGGUUCACGACAGACGCUCGACAUCCCAACCUACAAACGCACCACUCGAUGACCAUCGGCUCUCGAUAGGCCAAUCCGCAGCUGCAAGUGCCGCCCCAUCCCAUCCGCAGAUGGUCAAAUCGGCCUCGAAAUCGGCGGAACCCGUGGGCUCUUCAGCAUCUAUCUCCCGCGGUGCUGGCCUCUUCCCCGACUCAGAACUCCAGCAUAUGCUGAAUUCCCCCUUGCCUAUUCCUAACACCCCCUCCACUCUCAUUUCAGCAGCUGCUCACCGAGCCAACCAACCUCCCGAUAAGGACGACGGUGGUCCCUUCAAAGCCGAAAUGGUACAUCGAAUGGAAGGGUUAGCUAAGGGCGAGCGUAUUCUACCCCCUUGCGACCGCUGUAGAAGAUUGCACAUGGAUUGUCUGAAGAAUCUGACGGCUUGUCAGGGAUGCACCAAGAAGCAUGCAAAGUGUUCGUGGAGGGAGGUGAGGGAGUCGGAGUUACCAGGAAGGUCGACGAUAUUCGUAGCGGAGAGGGUGGGUGUGGAAGGGGAGCACAGCGCUGAAAUGCACGAGAGGGGGAGUACGGCCUCACCGGCAGGCGUAAGUCCGAACAAUUAUGGCAUGCCGAGUCCGAGCCAUGUGCAUGGUGGGAUCCCACAACAGCAGCAGCAACAGCAGCAGCAACAGCAGCAGCAACAGCCGUCGCCUUACCCACCUCCAGACGUCCGUAGUAUUCCGCAACUCCCGUCCCCACCUAGAGCAACGGUGACAACAACAUCGACAACAUCAUCAGCAGCAGACGCCGAAGCCCGAGAUCGAGAAAGCCGGGAGCGAGAUAGAGACAGAGAUACGCGCGACCGACUCCAGGAAGCAGCGAGAUUGAGCCUCGCGCAGCAGGCCGCGCAUGCCCAGGUUACCGCGCAACAGCAACAGCAACAGGCAGCGCAUGCACAGGGGAAACCGGGACCUGGAGGGGGAGCGGGGCCGGGCCAUGGUGAUGGGACGGGCACGCAGGCGCAACCACAGACGCAGUUUCAGGCUAUGGUUGCGUAAGGGGAAGCAGGAGGAGGGAGAAUUCAUUCGAGCACGAACAGAACGAACCAUGGCGA